Messenger RNA from Verruconis gallopava, 3602 nucleotides. RefSeq lists its product as uncharacterized. Lineage: Eukaryota; Fungi; Ascomycota; Dothideomycetes; Venturiales; Sympoventuriaceae. Gene Ontology annotation, biological process: regulation of DNA-templated transcription. Gene Ontology annotation, cellular component: chromatin; chromosome; nucleus. The record is from RefSeq and is a predicted model, not a curated record. The transcript has 3 exons. Gene Ontology annotation, molecular function: histone H3K36 methyltransferase activity; protein binding. The coding region runs from base 625 to 3342 and encodes 905 amino acids.
GUACGUUGUUCUAUUGCCAAGCAUUUUGCUCUCGCGAACAAUGGCAAGACGAAGUUCCGAACCAAGAGUAUAUCGCGAACACUCCUUUGUUGCCAGACCAUCAAAUUGUCGCAGGACAAGUCGCUCGAAACUGGGUGCUUUGAGGUCGCAUACGCGACGUGCCGGAUGCGCCAUUGGGCACCUUGCUGCCAACCUUCGCUUUCUUCCUUCGUACCGACGGGAUCGAAUACCACGGCGGCCCAUGCGAGCAUUUUACAUCGAAUAACGGUCGUUCUCUAACAAUUCAGACUCCUUUGAAUAAAAUUAGAGUCACCAAAGCGCAACUGCCUGGCAUAUCUUGCCACAGUUGCUUUUCAGCUCCAUUACUUAGCCUCCAGUGGCCGCCAGCGGCUCCUCGACCGUCCAUGUGGUCUACGGCUUAUACACAGUGUAUCCUUGCGUUGUCAUUACCGGGAGUUCGGAAUCCGUGUCUGUCACCGUUGCUGUGGGGGGACGCCGUCGUAGCCAGGUUUCGUUCAUCGGCAAUAUUAGACGAAAAGUUCACCCUCACCCAAACUCUCGCUACGACCACCAACAUCACAACUCUUCAUUCGCGACGUUGGUCUUGACCGGCAGCUCACCAAGAUGGCCGGUGGUGACAUAGAAAAAAAGGAGGAGCAGAUCGAGUCUGACGUGAGGGAUCUUAAGCUCGAGGGCGGUACAUCAUCCGGUGACGAGCGUACUGCGAGCGUGGUCAAGAUAGAACGAACGUCCACUCCCCUUACAUCGAAACCUAGCCUCUCGCCUUUGAAGCGCUCUCAAUCUCGCACGCAAUCGCCCUUCAAAGCUGAAAAUGAAACUCAGAUAACAACCGGAAGGACGGAGUCAAUCGUGGGUGGAGACAUUACGGUGAAGAUGGAACCUGGCAAGGCGCCUAAAUUGACACGAAGUUCCUCGCAGAAAAUUAUAUCGCGGCCACCGCCGCUGUUUAACGAUGAGCCUGACAUGUACGACGAAGCGACAUCCUCGUUCGAAGUCAUAGAAGAUUGCAUAUACGCGGCAAAGUGGCUCGGAACAACCGAGCACGCCAUGGACUGUGAUUGCAGGGAGAACUACGUGGAUGGCGUUAAUCAUGCGUGCGAUGAGGAUUCUGAUUGCAUCAACCGUCUGACCAAAAUAGAGUGUACUGGUCAAGGUAGUUGUGGCCAAAAUUGCCAGAAUCGCAGAUUCCAUGACAAAAAGUACGCAGACGUGACUGUGUUCAAAACAGAGAAAAAAGGUUACGGGCUACGGACGAAUACCGAACUGCACAAUGGCGACUUUAUCUUCGAGUAUGUUGGCGAAGUCAUUGACGAGGCUCGAUUUCGCCGCCGGAUGCGGCAAUACGACGAGGAAGGCAUAAAGCAUUUUUAUUUUAUGUCGCUUAAUAAGGGCGAGUUCGUUGAUGCCACAAAGAAAGGCAACCUCGGACGCUUCUGUAACCAUUCUUGCAAUCCCAACUGUUACGUUGAUAAAUGGGUGGUCGGUGAUAAACUCUGUAUGGGCAUAUUUGCCGGGCGCACAAUCAAGGUUGGGGAAGAGCUCGUGUUCAACUAUAAUGUUGAUCGGUACGGUGCGGACCCACAGCCUUGCUAUUGUGGUGAACCUAAUUGCACUGGAUUCAUAGGAGGCAAGACCCAAACUGAGCGAGCUACGAAGCUGUCAGAUGCUACCAUCGAAGCUCUUGGAAUCGAGGACGGCGAAUCCUGGGAUACUGCUGUCGCCAAGAAGCCACGGAGACCAAGGAAGACUGGUGAGGACGACGAAGAAUAUGUUAACAAGCUCCAACCAAAGAUGCUAGAAGAAGAUGGCGUCACCAAUCUCAUGGCAACACUGAUGCAAUGCAAAGAGAAGUGGAUCGCUGUCAAACUUCUAAAUCGGUUGCUCAAGGUUGAAGAAGAGAAGGUUAUCCUGCGCGUAGUGCGCAUGCAUGGAUAUCGAACACUCAAAAUCGUACUCAAUGAGUUCAUGGAAGAUUCAAAUGUCUGCCUACAGGUCUUGGGGGUGCUGCACAAAUUUCCUCGACUGAGCAGGAACAAAAUAGAAAGUUCUGGCAUAGAAGAGACUGUUAGUAGGCUGAAGAGCAAUGAGGAUAUGCGCGUUGUCGAGCAGGCGACAGAGAUGCUGGAACUUUGGGGGCAAUUAAAAAUGGAAUAUCGCAUACCCCGUAAAGAGCGUGAUCCCAACGCUCCGGUUGAGAUCGUUCGAGAGGAGCGUAAUGAGAGACGGGUGCGAUCACGAAGUCGAUCACGAUCGAAAUCGCCACUUGUCGCGCCAGCAGGUCCAAGAAACAGCAUGCCACAGCGUGCCCCUGGCUAUUUUGGAGCAUCACGGCCAGCCUUUCGUCGACCUCCGCCACAAGCAUUGCCGCAGGGCUGGCAUGAGGCCAGAGAUGAGACAGGUAGAACGUACUACUACACUGGAAGCCAUGUUCAAUGGGAACGUCCUCUGAACGCAGCAAUACCUGCCCCACCUCCCAAACCUUUGACCAAUGAAGAGCGGUUGCAGCAAAUCAUCAAUGACUGCAUAAAAGGUACAAACACGCCUAAGGAGGAUACAUCAGCUACUGUUACCCCUGUGGCUGUUGAAACACCGAAAAGGAAGGAAGAGAAGUGGCGAUCGCUUCCGUUAGAGAAACAAAAGAAGAUUUACAAGACUACUGUUCUCAACCACAUCAGGUCGACGAUAGACAAGUUCAAGCCAAAAUUGCCUCGAGAUGAGAUCAAGAGGCUGGCAGACGAGAUCCUCAAGAAGCUUGUCGAAUCGGAUUACAAGAACAAGCGAGUCACGGACCCGAAUAAAAUGGAUAGAAAGUACGCACAUGCAGCAAAGAAACAUGUAGCAGAGUUUAUGAACAAGGCUGUGAAGCGGAAUGUUGAAAAGAAGAAGAGGGAACGGGCAGAGCAGAAAGCAGCAGAAGCCAAGAGGAAUGGUUCCAGUACCAAUGAAAGGUCGACGACUCCGCCUAUUGCAGAUUUAAAGGUGGAAGAAGAGGAAGAAGUGCAAGUUUCCGAUGAUGAGAUGCUCGAUGUGGAGGAAGAGCAAAGCCUAGCCAAAAGGAAACGUGAUAGCGAGACACCCGCGACGCCAGCAGAGUCGGAAAGCAGUGUGUCGAAGAAGAUCAAGGUCGAGGCACCCCCUCCACCCCCUCCACCUCCACCGACUCAGAUGGCUGUUGAUGAAGGCAGUGCAACACCUCGAAGUGAAAUUCCACAGCAGGAGCCAAGUCCGGUGGAGACAAACGGCAGUGACCAGAAUUUCUCGACGAAGAGCAGUAUGGUCAAUGGCCACCGAAGCCCGGCGCCAUUGGAAACAGCAUCGUAGCAUUGUUCGGUUGUGCCUCCUGGUGGCCGUUGGUUUUAUGGUCGCUUCAAUGGACUGAUCCGCUUUUAUACCAGGGCCGCAAUUGUUAUUUUCUUGGGCGCGCACACCAUGGGCGCACACACAUACAGACACGCGCGAUGCAUAAAUGGCGGCUUCAUUGUAUGUAAUUAUUUAAUUUUGCAUCCAGGUUAUAUCCAGCCUACAUGGCAUUCUACACGAAGGGACCCCUUAGGGGCGUUGCAAUUUAUAAUUUUGUAUAC